Molecule: messenger RNA, 714 nt
Organism: Ananas comosus (pineapple)
Lineage: Eukaryota; Viridiplantae; Streptophyta; Magnoliopsida; Poales; Bromeliaceae
Exons: 2
Coding region: 160-525 (121 amino acids)
Source: RefSeq, a predicted model, not a curated record
UCUUGGUGACACCUUAUCUUGAGGGCAACCAAUGGAAAGCAGUCCCCAUUCCACGUGUGGGCCAUAACUUUAUCUGCUCAGUGGUCCAUUUUGCAUAACAUUGGUAUACUUGAAACUUCUUGUCUUUGAGCCAAGCAAAUCCAGCAAAAGUUCAGAAACAUGACCCCUUCUCUGGUGCCCCCUCCUACAUCUUGUACUUCACCACCCCUAUCUAGAACUCAGAAUAAUAGUUGUUCAUUCUCAUUCCAUAGAGUUGAGGCUCAUUCUGACAAGUUGGCCAUUCAAUUUAACCACAGGAGGAUUUUUAUGUAUGGUUUGAUUACUGCUGGAUUUGGCUCGAUGUCGACUCCCGAAAGCGCGUCGGCCGCGAAGAGACGGCCUCCGCCGCCGCCAACUCCGCAGGAGGAGAAGAGGGACCCAAAUGUGAGUGGUGUGCAGGCCAAAGUCCUGGCAAGCAAGAAGCGGAAGGAGGCCAUGAAAGAAACAAUUGCUAAGCUGAGGGAGAAAGGAAAGCCAGUUCAAUGACAAAAGUUUUCUUCUAAAACCAUUGUUCAUUUUUGAAUCUCAAAACCACAAGCAUUCCAUGUAGUUGGAAAUUUUGCUUGUCUCACUUUACUUUUAUCUCUUCAUCGCUAGCAAACUCUAUGCCAUCAUCAACAAUUCACAUUCUGUAUUGUCCAAACUCGUGAAUUGAAUAUAAACAGGGUUUUUUUU